GGUCGGGGCGGCUCGGAAGGAGCUUUCCCGGAGCCGGAGUCGGGAGUGCGGCUGACGGAGCUGGGCUGCAGGAGCUCGGCCGCGCCUGGUGUUUAACUCCAGUGAUUGCAGUACCCAACCCUUAGGGUGAGUCUUCUUCCCAUUACGACUCCGGGGCAAGCCCUCCAGGACAUGCUCAUCGCACUUCUCCGGGGUGACUUCAAAGGAAGAAAGGCAUCACAAUUCUCCUGCCUCCAGCUCCAUUUCUUGGAGAAAGCUAGACAGGAGUUCCUCAGGUCCUGACUGAUGCACUUGAAGUAGCUUCUCUGCCAGCUCUAGCUCCCUGCUUGUUUGCAGAAACCCCGUGGUUCAUCUCGCACCUCAGCUGGAGCGUGGCCUGCACCUCUGUCAUAAUCCCACUACACGUCUCUUUAUGGAACACUACAGACGCUAAUCUCUACAAAGGUUGUCCAACUGAGCCCCGCGGAGCCCAGGGCCACCGCUGUCAUGACGACCGCCAUCCUGGAGCGCCUGAGCACCCUGUCGGUGAGCGGGCAGCAGCUGCGCCGGCUGCCCAAGAUUCUGGAAGAAGGGCUUCCCAAGAUGCCGUGCACCGUCCCAGAAACCGACGUGCCCCAGCUCUUUAGGGAGCCGUACAUCCACACGGGCUACCGGCCCACGGGGCACGAGUGGCGUUACUACUUCUUCAGCCUCUUUCAGAAGCACAACGAGGUGGUCAACGUCUGGACCCACUUGCUGGCGGCCCUGGCGGUCCUUUUGCGAUUCUGGGCCUUUGUGGAGGCAGGAGCAUUGCAGUGGGCCUCUCCCCACACCCUCCCCCUGCUGCUCUUUAUCCUGUCGUCCAUCACUUACCUCACCUGCAGCCUCUUGGCCCACCUGCUGCAGUCCAAAUCAGAGCUGUCCCACUACACUUUCUACUUCGUGGACUACGUCGGGGUCAGCGUCUACCAGUAUGGCAGCGCACUGGCUCACUUCUUCUAUAGCUCCGACCAGGCCUGGUAUGAGCGGUUCUGGCUUUUCUUCCUGCCGGCCGCUGCUUUCUGUGGCUGGCUCUCCUGCGCUGGCUGUUGCUAUGCCAAGUAUCGCUACCGACGGCCUUAUCCAGUUAUGCGGAAGAUCUGUCAAGUGGUACCAGCAGGGCUGGCCUUUGUCCUAGACAUCAGCCCAGUGGCACACCGCGUGGCUCUCUGCCACCUGGCCGGUUGCCAGGAGCAGGCGGCCUGGUACCACACCCUCCAGAUCCUCUUCUUCCUCGUCAGCGCAUACUUCUUCUCGUGCCCUGUCCCAGAGAAGUACUUCCCCGGUUCCUGUGACAUUGUGGGCCACGGACAUCAAAUCUUCCACGCCUUCCUGUCCGUCUGCACGCUCUCCCAGCUGGAGGCCAUUCUUCUGGACUACCAGGGACGCCAUGAGAUCUUCUUCCAGCGCCACGGUCCCCUGUCUGUCUACAGCGCCUGUCUCUCCUUUUUCUUUUUAGCUGCCUGCAGUGCGGCCACCGCCUCCCUCCUGAGAAACAAGGUCAAGGACAGACUGAUUAAGAAAGAUUCCUGAGGUCCUUCAAAUGAGGAAAGGUGUGGAGGUGGGCUACUGUGACUUGGAGAAAACUUGACCUAAUAAUAGAAGUUGACUUUUUAUUUUUCAGUUGACUUUUGAUUUUUUUUCUAAAUUAAUAUGUAUUACGGGCUGAGGAUGAAACCCAAUUGGUAGAGAGUGCUUAUACAGCAUGCAGGAAGCCAAGGGUUUGAUUUCCCAGGGCCACCAAAGCCAGCAUAGUAGCAUUCAAGGAGGCAGAGGCAGGAAGAUCAGAAAUUCUAGGUCACCCUCUGACAUAUAGUGAGUUCAAGGCUAGCCUUUGAUACAUGAUACCCUAUCUCAAAAAAUUAUUAUGCAUUUUCAAAGGCAUGUUAUGGCUAUGGAAUUUCAAAUGCAGGCCAUUUGAGAGUUUUAAAACAGCGCGUUCCCUUUCUGUCUGGGUGACAGCCUUGUUUGGGGAGAGGUCUUGGCUGAGAUUCAUGAGACCCCAAACUAAGGAGAACCAUCUUCACCCAUGAGCAAUGAGCAGAAUUCUGGUCGUGGCUUCCAAAGAGUAGUCCUGAAACUAGACAGAUAAUUAAACUGGACUACCAAGUAACUUCACCCUAACAGAACAGCCACCCUCCGCUGCUGGGCUUGGUGUCUGGGUAAACUGACCCACGGACUCUGUCUUAUCAGGAUUUCAGAUUGUUUUGGGUGGGAAAAAGCCAGAAUCUUCAAGAAGAUUCCUUGAAACUCUUAGAUAAAAUGGACCAUUCAAUUUAUGAUUCCUGGUCUCAACCACUGGUUCUUCUCUCAGGAUAACCAACUAAGCUGGCCAAUUUGCCUGAAGUGCUACUGUUCUCCCCCCUAGUCUGCAUGGUAACAUAAUCCCAAAGCGGCUGUUACACUUCCAGGAAAUGCUUGGAGCCAUAUGACCAUUCAGGAAGCUGAUUCCCAUGGAAUACAGAAGCACCUACAGAUUUAACAGUGCCAAGAGCUGCCGGGAGACCCAGCCAGCAAGCACGGCUGUCCUUGCCUGUUUGCUGCCCAAGGGACCCUUGUAGUCUACAUCUGAGGACUGCAGUAUUAACUGGAAGCCACUUAGGGUUGUCUUGCAGGUCAGGAGACUGAUUGUCUGAAGGUUUGAACAGAGUCCUUUAAAAGCAUGGUUCUAAAGUCUUCAAGAAAGCCGACUAUUUCAAGAGGAUCCUAAGAUCCAAGGUUCAAGUUUCUGUUAGAUGCUGCCCCAUGAAGGACCAAUCCAGCUACCCCAGUUCAGGCUCCUCAGACAGGCAGUUCCACCUCCGACUUGAGAAGAAACCUUAAAAUGGGUCCUAGGAGGGGUGAAUGUGUGCUCCCCGUUGUUGGCCCCGGAAGGUCUGUUGAGUAAGAACGAGGCACCCUGUGGCCGAAGGCACUGUUUGUGCUAUUGCUGCCAGCCCCUGAAGUGAGGGGAGUGGUGCUUUCAGCUGAGACAUUCCCUGCCGCCACACAGCUCUCCCCGAGGCUGUCUUCUGCAUGAAUCCAGUGUAGGAGGCUGUGGUAGAGGAAGGGCUGAGGUGCCCUCUACACACAGGCUGCACUUCCUAUCAGUACAAGGUCCCUGUGCACUGAAAAAGGAAGCUAAGUUUCCAACUCCACUUUAACGAACCUCCUCUGGCUAGUCUUAAAACCUUUGUUUUCUAGUGUGUGUGUGUGUGUGUGUGUGUGUGUGUGUGUGUGAGUGACUUGUGAAUUUUGUGCCUUAUACAUGGGAAUGUCUAAACUCUUUUAUUUUAAUAUUUGCACACAUGGAACUUU
This is a messenger RNA of Mus pahari (shrew mouse), 3315 nucleotides long. It is a transcript of the gene Paqr8, whose product is annotated as progestin and adipoQ receptor family member 8. NCBI's taxonomy places the organism in Eukaryota, Metazoa, Chordata, Mammalia, Rodentia, Muridae. Gene Ontology annotation, molecular function: steroid binding; nuclear steroid receptor activity. Bases 487 to 1551 code for a protein of 354 amino acids. Gene Ontology annotation, cellular component: plasma membrane. The transcript is spliced from 4 exons. The record is from RefSeq and is a predicted model, not a curated record. Gene Ontology annotation, biological process: response to steroid hormone.